Sciurus carolinensis (gray squirrel) is the source of this 2081-nucleotide messenger RNA. RefSeq names its product schlafen family member 5-like. NCBI's taxonomy places the organism in Eukaryota, Metazoa, Chordata, Mammalia, Rodentia, Sciuridae. The coding region runs from base 1 to 1542 and encodes 513 amino acids. The record is from RefSeq and is a predicted model, not a curated record. The transcript has 3 exons.
AUGCACAACCUGUUAUCAGACAGACUGGUGUAUACUCCGGAAAGCAUCUACAAGGAACUCUUCUCACAACAUAAAGGACUCAGAGACCUAAUUAAUAGAGAAAUGCGCCCUGUCUCUCAAGGGAUCUUGAUUUUUUCUCAAAGCUGGGCUGUGGAUUUGGGUCUGAAAGCGAAUCAGAAUGUCGUCUGUGAUGCCCUUCUGAUUUCCCAGAACAACACUCCCAUCCUUUACACCGACUUCAGGAGGUGGGAUGUGUGGUGCAGGGGCUAUUCUGUGAAGCUUGCCCGUUCCUUGAAGCAGAGGCUGGUGGACACAGGGGGCUACACUGGCAGAGUGGGCAUUGCUCCCUUGUUCUUCCUGCUGAAUCCUGCUGGAACGUCAGUGAGCCAUCAGAAUUCAGAAGCACAAUUUUACCCUGAAUCCUACAAUGUUACCACCAUCCAGCACCUGGAAUCUCUGUUACAGUCCCUUGUGAUCGUCCUGCUUGGCUUCAAAUCCUCUUUAAGUGAAGAGCUGGGCUCUGAGAUUUGGAACGUGCUCACGGAUCAACAGUAUGAGUUGCUUUCAAAGAACCUUCACAAGACCAGAGAGCUGUUUGUUCACGGCUUACCUGGGUCAGGGAAGACCAUCGUGGCUCUGAAGAUCAUGCAGAAGAUCAGGAAUGUGUUUGAUUGUCAACCAGGUGACAUUCUCUACAUCUGUGAGAACCACCCCCUGAAGAAAUUUGUGAGCAAUAAAAGUAUGUGCAAGGCAGUGACCCGGAAAACCUUCAUGAAACAUGACUUUGAAGAGAUUCAACACAUCAUCGUGGAUGAAGCUCAGAAUUUCCGCACCGAAGAUGGGGACUGGUAUAGGAAGGUCAAAACCAUCACUCAGAGAAGAGAGGGUGGUCCAGGAAUUCUCUGGAUUUUUCUAGACUACUUUCAGACCAACCACUUGAGUUGCAGUGGCCUCCCUGCUCUCUCAGACCAGUUUCCAAGAGCAGAGCUCACCAGCGUGGUCCGCCAUGCAGAUGAAAUAGCCCAAUACCUACAAGCAGUGAUGCACGAGGUCAGAGAAAAUCCUCCACCUAAUGUCCCCGCUGAGUCCCUGGUGAUGCUCCACGAACCUACCUGGGCUCAGGGUGUUCCAGGCAAUGUAGAAACUGUUGAGUACUUGGGCUUGGAGGAGACUGUGGUCUACGUGGCAGAGAAGUGCCAGCUUCUCUGGAGGAAUGGUUACUUUCCCAGGGAUGUUGCUCUGCUUUUCGCCAAAGCAACCGAAGUAGAAAAAAAUAAAGAUAAAAUUCUAAUGGCGAUGAGGAAGAGAAAGAUGUCUCAGCUCAACGGGGAAGUGGAUCCAUUCGUCCAGAUCAGGGAUGCAUUGGGUGUUCUGAGUGAUGACAUUGUGUUGGACAGCGUCCAUCGAUUUUCAGGCCUGGAAAGAAACAUCGUGUUUGGGAUCAUUCCACAGGCUACUGAGCCAGCCAUUUUCAACAAUCUUCUGUUCUGUCUGGCUUCCAGGGCGAGGAAGCAUUUGUAUGUUCUAAGGGUUUUUAACUGACAGGAAGAUGUCAGUCUUCAGUUAGUAGAUCUCACGGCUAGUUGACCGUGAAACUACUUGAUCUGAGCAUGGAAGCGUCAGACAUUUAAGAAGCUCUUACUCAUUCAGGCAUGUGUCCUUGUAGGUAUUGGAGGCUGGGGGUUGUGUGGCAAAUAAGACCCAUAAAAUUCUUCCUUGGGGCAGGCAGUAAACAAAUACAGGUACAAGGAAUUUCAGACAGAAAUACGGGAUAUCAGAGAGAGGACCCUGAGACCCAGAGAUUGUGCAUUUGUGUGUGUGGAGGGAGGGGUUGGAUAUUCAUGUUCGGGAAGUUCUCAGUGAGAGAAGAAGCCAUCAUGGGAAGACCUCUAAUCCGUAUGUCCCAGACAGAGUCGGGGAUUAUUUUUAGCACAAUCAUGUGCAGAAAUGCUUAAGUAUGGUGUGCAAGGAAAGUGAAGGAUGGAGAGGGACGAUGUGUCUGGCAUUGUGGAGGCUGGGAAUGGGCAGAGCGUUUCCCCAUGUAAGAUCACAAGCCACAAAGAAUCAUUUUGACUGCAUGU